Messenger RNA from Phyllotreta striolata, 3439 nucleotides. The record is from the annotation of a GenBank genome assembly. Lineage: Eukaryota; Metazoa; Arthropoda; Insecta; Coleoptera; Chrysomelidae.
CUGAACGAUACCAGCAGUAUAUAUAUUUUUAUGUAUAUGGUACAUUCACAUAAAAUAAAAGGUGAAUAAAUUAGGUAAAAAUAAAUAAAUUUUAACAUAAUCUACCACAUAGUAUAUGUUCAAUUCAACUAAUUUACGCAAUUAUUACAAUAUUUGGUAAAACGUUAAACGGAAACCCAGUUUAAAGUAAAAUGAACGGGUCGAGACCCAGAAGAGAUCCAGGACCAGUACCUGCUAGAUGGUUGCGAUGCCCCAGAAAAUCAAAGCUAAUAGCCGACAAAUUUAUUGCUUUUAAAACACCCUUAAGCUCCGAUUUCGACGAUAAAGUACCACCAGAAUUUCGAUUCAACCCAAAAAUGAUAUUCGACACUGCUAAAAGAGACAAGGUCAAAUUUGGUCUAUGGAUCGACUUGACAAACACCACUCGUUUCUACAACCAUAAAAUUAUCAAAGAAUUCGAUUGUAAAUAUGUUAAACUUCAAUGCAAAGGCCACGGCGAAACACCAUCAACCGAUCAAGCAAGAGAGUUUAUUAGGGUUGUACAUGACUUUAUUACAAACCAUCCUUUAGAGAGAAUCGCUGUUCAUUGUACGCACGGAUUUAACAGGACUGGAUUUCUAAUUGUUUCCUACUUGGUGGAAAAAAUGGAUUAUAGCGUUGUCGUGGCAUUGCAAAUGUUCGCCGAAGCAAGACCCAUCGGUAUAUAUAAAAAAGAAUAUAUAUCAGAAUUGUACAGAAGGUACGAUGACGAAGAGGACGCUUAUCCUCCACCGCCUCUUCCUGAUUGGUGUUUCGAAGGAGAAGAUUCGUACGGAUCUGAUGAUUUAAAUGAUUACGACGAUCCGAGCGAAGAAGGAGCUUCUACUUCCAACCACACAGAAAAGAGUUCGCAUAAGAAGAAACGUAGGCAUAACGUUAAAAACCCCAAAUUUAUGGAGGGAGUCCCUGGAGUCGAUUCGUUCGAAGAACAACCGAAAUCUUCUUAUUUGCAAAAGAAAGUGAUUACCAUGUGUGGAUGGAGACACACGACUUUUCCAGGAAGCCAGCCUGUAUCUAUGGACAUGAACAAUUUAGAACUUCUAGGGCAAAAAUCCUACAGAGUUUCAUGGAAAGCUGAUGGUACUAGGUAUUUGAUGCUUAUUGAUGGUAAAGAUGAAGUGUACCUUUUCGAUCGUAAUCACAGCGUUUUCAAAGUUAAUGGCCUUCAAUUUGUACAUAGAACAAACAUUAAGAGAUACAUUAGAAAUACUUUAUUAGAUGGGGAGAUGGUAAUAGAUAAAGUAAACGGGAAAAACAUCCCUAGGUAUUUAGCGUACGAUAUAAUAGAAUACGAAGAGCAAAAAGUGGGCAAAGAAUUGGACCAUCCGGAGAGGUUGCAAUGCAUAGAAAACGAAGUAAUUAAACCUAGAUAUUUAGCUAUGGAAAAAGGAUUAAUUAGGAAAGAAACCGAGCCGUUCAGUGUGAGGAAAAAAGAUUUUUGGCCAAUUACUCAGGCGGCUAGUUUAUUAGGGGAAAAGUUCGCCAAAACUUUGUCUCACGAGCCCGACGGGCUUAUAUUUCAACCAGCUAAGGAGCCUUACACGGCUGGUCCUUGCAACGAUGUCCUGAAAUGGAAACCACUUAGCCUUAAUUCUGUUGAUUUUCGAUUGAAGAUUGUCGUGACCUCUGGAAUGGGGUUGCUUCCUGUGAAAAAAGCUUCCCUCUUUGUGAAUAAAGGCAAGCAAGAAAUAUGUUUAGCUGAAAUGAAGUAUACUAAACAAUUAAAAGACUAUAAUGGGAAAAUAGUAGAAUGCAAAUACGAGAAUAAUCAGUGGGUAUUUAUGAGGGAAAGGACGGAUAAAAACUUUCCAAAUAGCUACGAUACUGCAAUAGCUGUAGGUGAUAGUAUAAAAAAUCCUGUUACAAAGGAAAUCCUAUUAUUCUACAUAAAUGAGCACAGGUUUAACGAUGACUCUGACAUUAUGCCGCCUCCAUCGAAGAAGAUCAAGAGAUAGACAUUGUAAGAAUAUUUAAACUCUUUAUUUAUUUUCCAAUAAACUUUUUAUAAAGUAAUACAUAAAAAACGGUAUAAUUAGGUUUCAAGCCAGGAAGGAUCAUUUUAGUGUAAAUGUGAAUCUCUCUCAUGGCUCGGUUGAAUUAUUUGAUUUAAUAAAAAAUACAAACUUACAAUACUUUUAAUUAGAAAUCUAAACUAAAUUAAGUUAACCAUUUAUUGUGCAUCAGAAAAUUUUUCGUAUUUUCUAAAUUAUUUCCAGUCUUCUGCGGUUAUUGAAAAUAUUUCUGAUUACAGAGGACAAAUGUAAUUCUAAAAACACAGUUGAGCUUUAUGGAUUCUGAAUUCCGAGGCAUUAUAAAAUCUACAAUUUGCAAUUAAAUUAUUUUCACAACCAAUAUUUUCACUGUCUUGUUGAUUGCAGCGCAUAAAGUUUGCUUAUCUCAGAAACUAUACAUCUGAAAAAUUAAAGAAAAUCAAAAACGAUUAAACUGUUAAAAGUACGCCAAUAUGUCGGUUAGAUUUUUUUGACAAAAAUAAACAAGCUACACCCGUCACCAACACGGAAUACUUUUUAAAUAAUCAGUUCACUGUAUACAAUUUAAAAAGUAAGGCAUCAAAUUCCAAAAAAUAAAAAACCUCUAUAUUCUACCUAAAUACUACACAUUCUCCUCGCUCCAUUAAAUUAAAUCAAAUUACACUCUAUGACUAGAUCACAAAAACCUCCCCAAGCCACCUACACCUCGAAAAGCCCCUUCUAAAACAAAGUUCUUUGCGUCGCAUUUUUACAUUCCCAAGGAAAAAUGCAAUACUCAACGGCUUUUGAUCUCGUCCUUCUCCUUGAACAUCCAUUUAUCGUUCAUUUUCUUCACCUUCUGCUCCCUGAAGAGCUUCACCAAAUGGUGCCCGACGUUGUUCUGCGCGGCCUUCGCGAGGUUCUCCGGCAGAUCCUCGUAGAUAUUCUUCACUAAAUCCGCUUCGUCGAAGCUCUCGUCGCGAUGCGAAUUCAAAAACUCGAUGAUUUGCUGUUCGCGUUCCUUGCGGUGGCUGAUGUAGAAGUCGAUUUUCUCAAUAGGAUCCUGCGAAGAACACACACAAUAAGUUUACUUUGCAUCCCCUUACGGGGGCUUGCUUACCUGGACGACAUUUCCGUGUCCUGGGAGGAUAACGGCCGGUUUUAAAUCGGCUAUAUCGCUCAAGGAGCGCAUGUAAUCGUACAAGUCCUCGAAGACGGCGGUACCUUCGCCCAAAAUGCAAUCACCGCUGAAUAGAACGUUGUCUUCCAGCAGGUGCAGUACUACGUGAUCAUCGGAGUGUCCCGGGGUGUGGUGCACCCGCAACGUGGCUCCUUCCACAGCGAAUUCCUGCCCGUCCUUCAGCAUCUCGAUCUUCUCGUUCUUGUUAAUGUCGUCCUUGGAGCUCGGGUACUUCCAGACUUGACAGUGC